AUGACUUAAUAACUGUCUCAUUAGUGGGCUGGGAUGGUUCAGAAAUAAAUGGCUGAAAAAUUACUAAAUGAGAAUCAAUAAAAAUAUGAUUAAUUGUAAAGGAAAUAAAGAUACAAGGAAGAAUUGGAAACAGACAUGAAAUUGAAAUAAUAAUAAAAAAUAAUUUAACAUCAAUAAGAUUAGUAAUUAGAAUCUUAGAUGUUAGAAACUCUUAGGUAAAGAGAAUCUAAGAAAUUAAAAGAAAUGGAACAAAGAAAAAUUAAACAAAUUGAAACUAGUUUAGAGAAUCUCAAUCAUUUAUUAAUUCGAAAAAAAAUGAACUAAGAGAGAUCAUAUUAAAGUUUAUUGCUCGAAUAAGAAGAUAUCAAGUAAGAAAAAUUAAAAGAGAUAAAAAGUUUAGAAAGAAUUAAAAUUCAUAAGGAUGAAGAAUCAAGAAAACUACGCGAAAAUUAUGAUUCUGUCAUACAAUAAAAAUUGAACUAAAAAUAAUAAAUUAAAUCAAAGUUAUUAUUAGUUCAAGAGACUGAUCCAGAUUAAUAAAUUCAAAUAUAGAGAGGAGAUGCAUAAUCAUACUAAAUUGAAUUAAGCAAAUAAUUAGAAGAAAAAAAAAGAAAAAUACUCGAAAUUUAAGCUAAAAAAUAGGAAGAAAGAUUAAGAGUUGAAUAAAAAAUUGCAUUUGAAAAAUAAAAGAUAUUAGAAAACAAAUUAAAAGAUUAUAAUAUGCAUAAACAAUAUGAAAAUGAUAAUUAUGAAUUAUCAAAUUAAAGAAAAUAAAUAGGUCAUAAUUCAUCCUUAUAAUCAUAUAAUAUUAAAGUAAAUGAUACUAGUCAACAAAAACUACCUCAAAUAUAUUAAGAUAAUUAUUAAGCAUAAGAUAGGAAUAAAUAAUUACGUUAGCUUGAUUAAGAUAUGCUAAAAUAUUAGAAAAUGUAAUAACAAUUACAAUAAGAAUAGACCUAUAAUCCAAACUAAAUUUCUAAUUAAAUUUUGAAACCGUAACAACAUGCUUAAACACCAUUGAAAACUCCAUUAUCAUAAUCAUCGAAACAAUCUAAAUAAUCAAAGAAAUCCAAAUAAUUCAUAAACCCUAUACAUCAAGAGGGUCCUGGAUACUCUUAAAUACAUCAAAGUAAAACAUAAACUCCUAAAUCUAAAUAAUCAAAGAAAUCACUACCUCUACCAAUCGAGAUUACAGAUUCCUCAAACCAAUAACAGAGACCUAAAUUCAAAAAUUAUAAUAUUUUAACAGGAAUUCUGCAUAUAUAAUGA
This is a messenger RNA of Paramecium pentaurelia, 1269 nucleotides long. The record is from the annotation of a GenBank genome assembly. Lineage: Eukaryota; Ciliophora; Oligohymenophorea; Peniculida; Parameciidae.